This is a messenger RNA of Cyclopterus lumpus (lumpfish), 3333 nucleotides long. It is a transcript of the gene cept1b, whose product is annotated as choline/ethanolamine phosphotransferase 1b. The record is from RefSeq and is a predicted model, not a curated record. Gene Ontology annotation, molecular function: diacylglycerol cholinephosphotransferase activity; ethanolaminephosphotransferase activity. Gene Ontology annotation, cellular component: endoplasmic reticulum membrane; Golgi apparatus. Bases 347 to 1627 code for a protein of 426 amino acids. NCBI's taxonomy places the organism in Eukaryota, Metazoa, Chordata, Actinopteri, Perciformes, Cyclopteridae. Gene Ontology annotation, biological process: phosphatidylethanolamine biosynthetic process. The transcript has 10 exons.
GUGAACGAACGUGAACUAGCUAGCUGUGACAACGGUGACAGUCACCGGUCGCGGUGAUCCACCUCCAGCUGCGAACGUCCCCCCGCGGUGGUCUCACUGUCAUAGAGAGCGACUCUAAACCCUACCCACCCACAGAGGGGUCCCGUCCGCCGGCUUGAAGCGCCCUCACCGCCCCUCGGAGCGUCCGCGGCUCUCGUCCUUUAACCGGCCAGGGCAGUAUUGUGAUAUUUGGGUUCCUGUUCCUCGGUUUUGUCCAGCCUCAUCCAGCCCCACUGUGGAUCUUUAGCCCCUCCGGCAGGGCAGAGGCAGAGCCAUCGGGGACCAGACCAGCGGGCAGCAGGGCUCCAUGAGUGCGACGGGGCAGCAGCAGCAAAGUGGGGGCCUGCGUUCUCGCCGAAGCCUUGGCCGGGACAAGGACCCUGGCCAGGGCAUGGGCAUGGAGGCCGCCUGCUGGCUGGCCCCCGGAGUGCUGCGCAGGCUGAUCGAGCUGCCCUCACCCCCCCUGUCCAGACACCAGCUCAAGAGACUGGAGGAGCACAGGUACUGCAGUGCCGGCCGCUCCUUGCUGGAGCCUCUGAUGCAGCGUUACUGGGAAUGGUUGGUGGGACGAGUCCCUUCCUGGAUCGCCCCCAACCUCAUCACCAUCAUCGGCCUGGCCACCAACGUCUUCACCACCCUCGUGCUCAUUUAUUAUUGUCCAACCGCCACCGAACAGGCUCCUCUCUGGGCGUACCUGCUGUGUGCCGUGGGCCUGUUCAUCUACCAGUCGCUGGAUGCCAUCGACGGGAAGCAGGCCAGACGCACCAAUAGCAGCUCUCCGCUGGGCGAGCUGUUUGACCACGGCUGUGACUCCCUCUCCACGGUGUUUGUGGUGUUGGGAACCAGUAUAGCCGUGCAGAUGGGCACCAACCCGGACUGGAUGUUCUUCUGCUGCUUCGCCGGGAUGUUUAUGUUCUACUGCGCUCACUGGCAAACAUACGUGUCGGGAACGCUGCGCUUCGGCAUCAUUGAUGUGACUGAGGUGCAAAUCUUCAUUAUAAUCAUGUAUUUGCUGGCCGCCGUGGGAGGAUCUGCUUUUUGGCAGUCUCUGAUUCCGAUCCUAAAUAUCCAGAUGAAAAUGGUCCCCGCCAUCUGCACUUUCUUGGGAGCCAUCUUCUCCUGCACCAAUUACUUCAGGGUUAUUUUUACGGGAGGAGUCGGCAAAAACGGAUCCACGACAGCCGGAACCAGCGUCCUCUCUCCAGUCUUACAUAUUGGUUCGGUUAUAAUUUUGGCGAUGAUGAUAUACAAGAAGUCUGCUGUCCAGCUCUUCGAGAAACACCCGUGUCUGUAUAUCCUGGCGUUUGGCUUCGUCUCCGCCAAAAUCACCAAUAAAUUAGUUGUAGCGCAUAUGACAAAAAGUGAGAUGCAUCUCCACGAUUUAGCCUUCCUGGGACCAGGUCUCCUGUUCCUGGAUCAGUAUUUCAAUAGUUUUAUUGACGAGUACCUGGUGCUGUGGAUUGCAUUGAUCAUUUCCUUCUUCGACUUGGUGCGUUACUGCGUCAGUGUUUGCAACCAGAUCGCCUGCCAUCUCCACAUUUUCGUUUUCAAAAUCAAGCCUUGUUCUCUGCUCUCCGCUCCUCACUGAGGACCUCGACUGACUCCUCCUCCUCUUGUCCACGUAGAGAUUCAGGGGGAGGACGUGGUGUAGACAAAAUAAUAAAUAAAAAAUAAAAGUAUGUGCUUCUGCCAACUGAAUGUGAGGACAAAUAAUAUAUAUUGACAAACCAGAGUAUUACUGUCAUUUUGUUUCUUUUUGGGUUUUUUUUUUUUUCACCGGUGCAGAAUUUUAAUUUGUACCGGCUUCGUUUUCUGCUCCGAGUAAUAAGAAUAUUCUCCUUUCUGACAAACUCACGAACAAAUGUUUCAGGAGAGUGCAGGUGCUACUCGGCGUGCUACUCGGCGUGCUACUCGGAGCGCUACUCGGAGCGCUACUCGGAGCGCUACUCGGAGCGCUACUCGGCGCGCUACUCGGAGCGCUACUCGGAGCGCUACUCGGAGCGCUACUCGGAGCGCUACUCGGAGCGCUACUCGGCGUGCUACUCGGAGCGCUACUCGGCGUGCUACUCGGAGCGCUACUCGGAGCGCUACUCGGAGCGCUACUCGAGGAGAGAAAACUCAGACGCGUUCAAACUGUCGUUUGCGUGCAGAGAAAACGAAUCAAACUCUUUUCUUUUUUUUUCACGAUUAUAAUUUUUGUAAUAUUUUUGCAUAACUUUACCUUUUUGCUAUUGUAAAUACCACAAACUGUUCCCGUGUCUGUGCUUUUUUCUUCUAGGUAAAAAAACAAAACAAAAAAACAACAAAAAACACGUUUAUAAACCUUCAUGUUUUAUGAUUUUUAUAACUUUAUCUCCUGCACAUUAUACAGAAAGAACUGUGUGACUGUUUUUCUUUUUUUGGAGGAAACUCGUCGUCGACCUCAGAACGUUGUUAUUGGAAGAAAAAAAACGAUGUUUUUCAUUUGACUGACCACUGAAACCACUUUGGGGGUUCAACUCGAUUGUUGUGUGCGUUUUGUUGUUGAGUCGUCUAAUGUUAUUUGCUAAUAUGUUCAUUGUGAUAGUUUUUUAUGCUUCCUCUACACUUUAUUGUUACUCGUCAUGCACUCGAAGGGAAUAACACGGCAGUCCGUCUGAUUUCUUCACUUCGCGGCUGCGCAGGUACGAAGGCCUUCGAGUUCACAUUUCGCAGUCGAUUUGGGACAAAAUUCGACACGUUUUAACGUUUAUUUCUUCACUCGGCUCACUGUCACGUCACCUUGUAGUAUUAUUAUUAUUCUGUUUUCUUAUCGUCAACAAAUCCCAUGAAAGAAAUCUGUGUGUGUGAAGGAACUUCGUGCAACAGUGACGCUCAUUGAUGUGUUUCGAUUAGUUUUUAGACGAUAAUGUGGCUCAGGGAGAAGAUGUAUCGGGGGUCAUGAGGUCAUUGUUGGUUUGGUUUCCAUGGUAUUUGUUGACAUUAAGAAAGAAACAAAUAUCACCAGACUUGAUCUUUUUUUUUGUUUGUUAAAUGAACGACUUCCUGCCGCCAUGACUGUUGUUCGUGUGAAUGUCGCCUCGUCCAUUAAUAACACAGCCUGGUCGACGACGUGUUUCCCCCCCAAAAAACAACACAGUGCACCUGGUGAAGCGGAACAGGUGCACGUUGGACUCCAUGUGUAGGAGAUGAGGUCACACGAUGACAUCACUGGUUUUUUAAGUGGUGACUGACGAGAAUCAGAUCAAUUUUGUUUUUAAUUUUUUUUGUUUCGUUUUGUCCUUGACAGUUAAUAAAAACCUGUUUUAUUUGAAA